Molecule: messenger RNA, 1383 nt
Organism: Aspergillus mulundensis
Lineage: Eukaryota; Fungi; Ascomycota; Eurotiomycetes; Eurotiales; Aspergillaceae
Exons: 2
Coding region: 1-1383 (460 amino acids)
Source: RefSeq, a predicted model, not a curated record
AUGCACCCCUCGAGAACACCACGCGCGCCUCCUCGCCAAAUAGCGCGCCCCAAGUUCGCCUCCACACCACGCUUCUUGUUCUCGCAGCGAGCAGUAACUCAGCACAAAGAGACCGAGGCUCAUGACUCUAUCGUUCUCGAAGAUGAGGCAAGCCCAUUACCAAACCCGCGUCCGACUCCAACGCCGGCGCAUGAUGCAUCGCGCCGGAAGGAAGCCAUUGAAGAUUCGGAGAGCGACCUGGACCUAGAGCAAGAUCCCAACCAACGGACUGCCGAUGGGGCUGGGCACAACAAUGAAGAGAUUCCGAGCAGCCCGCCGGCAGACAUGACCGAGAUAGCCGCAGAAAUUGAAGAACUCUUCGGUCCGACAAGGCAUCGCUCUAAACGGCGCCGUAUUUCUGUCUCCGCCUCUGCUACCCUAGCCACGCCUGAGGUUCAGAAGAAAAAGCCACACGAUGCUAUUUUGACCUCCUCCCCGGAACCCUGGCCAUUUGCUUCUACACUUGCAACCAACCACGAUCCGCCCUCGCCAUCCCUACCAUACCGUACAACACCUCAAAGCCUCAGGACGCCUCGACCACAACCACGGGCACCGACACCAGAAUUAGCAACGCCCGCGACAGCCAAACCUUCCGUCCGUGGUUAUCCACGUUUUCUAGUCUCAUCUGCAUCUCAAGCGCCUCCAAAGCCGGCCUUCGUUUUACCCCGCUCGCCCUCGCCCGAUCACGCAGGUCAUGCAGGGUCAAACGCUAUUCCGACGCCAUUCUCCCCAUCAUCUCAUGCGCUUCGUCGCCGCGGGCGGCAGCGUUCGUCAACACCCAGCUAUCUCCCCGGCGGCAUGGCUUCAGAGGUGCGCAGCUGGGUUUUAGAGAUGGGGACGAAGCGCGAGCAGCAAAGGCAGAUCCAGAAUGCUCUGGGUUCUGGAAACACCGGUGUAGACUCGUCCUCGGUCGACCCUUCGAAAUACUCGAUCAUGCUGCGGAUAUUUGAUGUCCGUCAAUCUGCGCUUGGGAGUUGCGGUCCGCUUGCGUUCAUACGAGGUCAGACUGUGGCAGCAGCGUCGGUAUCUUCUGAAGGUCAGAUGCGUAGUGCCGAUACGGAUGCCGAUACAGCAGACCAUAAUACAAGAAACGUCCUACUUAUGGGUGCUCCGCGGUUGCGCGCUGGUGAGCUGCGGCCCUUGUCCCGGGUUCCUACUCUUCAAGCAGGGGACAUGGUGGGUGUUCUCCGCGGGCUAGUUUGGGAGUUACCUGACAUGGAGAGUGGUUUAUCUGCUGGUCGUGAACAUGAGCGGAUCUUGCAGGGCGAGAACGAGCAGUCUCCGGGGUUGGUGCUGGGGAAAUGGCUGGUUGGGAUGGAGUGGGACGUGAUAUCCCCUGCGUAG